This is a messenger RNA of Meloidogyne enterolobii, 354 nucleotides long. Lineage: Eukaryota; Metazoa; Nematoda; Chromadorea; Rhabditida; Meloidogynidae. The record is from the annotation of a GenBank genome assembly.
AAAAUGAAAGGUGUUUCAGCAGGAAAAAGAAAAAGACGUUCCAAACCGAAAACAAAACCAACAAAAUUUAAAAAACAACAAAAAAGAGAACAAAAUAAGGAAAUAAAAACAGAAAAGAAACAAAAUCCUUUCGAUUUGGCUUUCAAUAAAAAACAUGGGGGUAAUUCUAAAGUUAAACAAUCAAAUGGAUUUUUGGGAAAGUCAAAGAUUUUGGAUCGGAGAAUUGGACAGCGUAAUUCUCAACUUUCCGAAGAAAAUAAAGGAGAAAAACGUUUUAUUUUUCAACAAAAAAAGUUGGCCGAACAAAAGGAUGCCGAAAUUGGAGGUUUUUUUAAAAGAGUUUUGUUCAGUUAA